AUGGCCCAACGCUUGUUCGCCCGCCGGUAUUGGCGCGAGCUCAGCCUGGCACCGCAUGCAGUGCUCACACUUCCAGAGAGUCAGCAAUUCCCGAUUCGCCGCUGCCCCCACUGCCCCCCGAUGCCCCCCGGCAAGCGCCGGCUAAUAAGCGCCCACAUGUCCGGUACCCCCGCGCGCGAUCGAGUUGUUCACCUCCCGAGUAGAAGACCGUCCCUCCAAUGUUCAUCUCCCCUGGUGCCUACAACAGCCGCUACCAUGCCCGGAGUACAAGCCGGCUCACCCCAUAUGCGGUACGAGUUUGUAGCUACGCCCUACUCCACGCCCUCCACCGGGGUCUCCCAGAUGCAGAGCAACACCUGCGCCGAACCCGGUUGUAGGUCAGGCCAGAAGCUCGCUAGUAAAUGCACCCGGCAGCGGUGCAAGAAGCACUGCCUUGACCGACCUACGCCAUGCGGGUUUCGGGCACACGACCAGGAACGCAAAGCUCUGGCGAUGCACCCGACUCCCCCUGCCUCCGACAUGUUCUCUCUCUCUCACCCUGAGCCAGCAACCCCGUCCAUACCAGCGCCAUCUGGUGGCGGCGCACCAGGAGACCCACAACCUCCCACUACCGGUCCGGCGGACAUCGCGCGCGUUCACCGCGCAGUCAUGCCGGACGAACUCAAGGCGGACUGGGACGCCGCGAUGAGAAGGCAGACUCAGAAGAACCACGCAGAGGCUGAGCGCCGCGAGAACAUGCUGAUGGUCGAGCAUACGUUCUACAUUGAUGCAUGGGUGGUUGAUGGCUCCGUAUCAACUCAGAUACAGGUCCAAGGACCGCCAUCGUGGCCGACUAUCGAGCUCGCGAAGCUGUCUCAUGUAAUGCAAGACCUCGGCCUGGUCGACGAGCGGGCCGUCCAACAAUUUAACCUCGCGACGCGCUCGUGGGUUAACCUGCAGCUCACCUACAAGAUCAAGGUGCGCUCCCAAGAGCACGUCCUCAUUCGCCGUAUCGGUGUCAUAAACUGCGUCGACCUCGACGAUGUGUGUCUGCGCGCGUCGGGCAUACGAGGCCGCCUGAACGGGCUUGGGAACCCUCAACGCAUGGUGGCCCCGCUCACGGCGCCUGCGUGUCACCCGACACAGUCGUACUAUGUGCCCCGUCUAGGUGUCUCGUCCGUCCCUUACGCUGGGGCGAUCUCUCCCGGUGCCUGGCUAGAUCCUCGGCUUACGACGCACACGGCUCUGACUCAGCUUCCCUCUGUGGCGACCCCUCCUACGCUGCCUAGUACGGACUCGUUGAUGUCUUUGGUGACGUCUGCUACGUCGGCUAUGUCUCUCACCUCGGAUGGUCUCAUGUCUUCGCGCUCAUCAGCGCAGUCGAUGAUGUCUACACACGUAGGCGAUCUAGGCGGCUCUGGGCUACCAUACGACCCUCCGCGCACAUCUGAACUGCCGCCAGCCCCCGCUCAGCCAACUGUCCCAUACGGUGCAACGCCCGCUCUCAUGCUAACACCACCGGCUCCCCUGUACCACGUCUACCCUCUCGACACGCCCGCGGCCGCCACACCUGUCUAUGCCGAGCCGCGUCACCCCGCGCGUGCAAAACUCCGGCGCCCGGAACUACCGAAGCUUGCUCUUGACGAUCUCGACCAGCACUGGGAGCACAAACUCGUCUACGCCCCGCGCACUACACAAGCAUGGCCCGCAGGCUUCUACGCGCGCGACGUCGCGAAGGCGUUCACAUUCAUUGGCGACGAUGGCGAUGACUUCGGCGGUGAGGAUCCAGAGCAGAAGAUCACGCUGGGCGAGCGGUUCGAGUACGUCUUCGGGAGGCAGUUCAAAUCCACGACCUAUCAACGAUCACGCCGUGCUUGGGUCAACUCGUCGCAGGCGCAGCGCGAACACGUCGCAAACAUGCCUCGGACGAAGAACACCACCUGGACGCAGGCACGCAAACAGCUCGACGGCUGGAACAGGGAGAAUGGGCAUAAGAGAGGGCAGGGCAAACACGCCGGAGAGGAUGAGGAGUUGGUGAAGGUGAUGUACCUGCGCGCGGAGCCACAGAAGUCCUUGACUGCCCAGGGCAGUGGUAUCACCGCCACCCUCUCGAUGCUCACCGCCACCCUCUCGAUGCUCACCGCCACCCUUCCGAUGUCCCCCAGGCCAACCACCACCACCUUCUGUGAAGGCUCAGGCGACGAUGAGGAUGAUGGCGACAACCUCGACUACCUCGACGACGCUGAUGAACGCUGGGGCCCCAUCACACGACAAGAAUGGCGCUGUCCCCACUGCGGACGCAAACUCAGCAUUCGCCAAUGCCUCGAUCCGAGCAAGGCAAACUACCUACGGCUGUUUGUAGCAGUAAUGCGAGGGCUGCCGUUCGCACCCCCAUACAACCUACUAUCGAUAUUGCAACCAUCCACGAGAGACAGGCGCAGGGGCCCCUCGCGCAGCAGGCGCUCCACCCCAUCGCGCGGCAAGUGCACCAGCAGCCCCAGCGCGACGCGGGGCUACGCGUUCAACAUCUCCGGUCGAACUGGGCUCGCAACUGUAUUGUCCGAUCUGCGGGACCUCACGCGUCGCAGGACGCUGCGGUCGUGCCUCGUGUCCGAGAACGAUCUCCACAUCCUCGGAGUCCAACCUACCGGUUCAGCAUCGGAGUCUCCCCCGCCUCAUGCAUCCCCAGUGCCUGCUCACGCACCACCAGCGCGCACAAACGCGAAGCGUCCCGCGCGCACAAACGCGAAGCGUCCCGCGCGCUCAAACGCGAAGCGUCCCGCACGCUACCAAUCCCCCGAAGAGCCCCCAGCCUCGGCGCGCGCGAAGGGGAAGCGUCCCGCACGCGACCAACCUCCUGCGCAACCUAUUCCCGAAGAGCCCCCAGUCUCGGCGCGCGCGAGGAUGAAGCGUCCGGCGCGCGAUCAGUCCCCCGACUCCGGGCGGGCUCGGAAGGCAGCUCGCACUACUCUGACACCCCCUCCGCCCUGUUCACGCUACGAUGACGAUAUGGAUGCGGCGAUCCAAGCGUCGCUGGCCGACAGGGUGUCUCACGCGUCCGCAUCGUUCACAUCUACCUCGCGUGGUGCCGGUCCUUCUGUCCGGCGCGGGGUGGUCCCUACCAUCUCGCGCGGCGCUGGUACCUCGCCCUCAUGGUCGCGCGGCCCUCCGCCCUCCCCUUCUGUCUGGCACGGAGUUGUCCCUCCUGUCUCGCGUGGCGCUGGCCCUUCUGUCUUGCGCGGCGCUGGUCCCCCUUCUGUCUCGUGCGGCGCUGGUCCUUUGUCUACACCUGCUGGGGGCCCCACUGCGUCAGUCUCUGGAACUAUGUCCGCGUCCGCGUCUGGCCCUUUGCGAUCACUAUCAAGCUAUGAAGACGACUUGCAGGCGGCACUUGAGGCGUCUCUCUCCGACGAGUUCUUGCCGCGUUCGAUCCUCCGCUGCAUGGAGCCAGGACACCCGGGCUGCGACAACUGUAUGCACACGGAAGACGACGACGACGACGACUAUCUGGCGGCUCUGGAAGCAUCUCGGACCGAGGCUGCACAUGCUGUGGUGGCCCCGGACGCACACGCUAGUGGAUCACGAGCUAGCAGCCCUUGGGGCAACUUGUCGGACAGCGGACAGUCCGAAUACGAGGCGCUUCGCGACUCCACCCUCGGGAUGCUCGCUGACAUUGAUCGCCUGUCACCCGCACCGCCAUCUGCAGGUAGCCCGUACCUGGACGCCCACGGUCGAGAGAUGCUGGCUGUCGUUCGUACGUCCAUCGCCCAUCUACGCUCCGAAACCCCGGACAGCCUAUUUGAUGAAGACUCCGACGACGAGGAAGCCCCUUCCGACGCCGACGCCACACUGCGGGACGCGCCCGUCCUCACCUUCAGCGGCAGUGAGUCCGACUCCCCACAGCCUAACCAACCAUCUCCGCCCCGCAUCAAGAUCGAGCAAGUCGAUAUCGAUCUCACCCUCGACGACUCGGACGACGACGAUGCGGUUCCCGCACCCCCGCGGGCCCCACCGCGACGGCAAGACACACCGCGACGGCAAGUCAAGGUAGAGCGCGUUGAUAUUGACCUCACACUGGACGAUGAGGAGGAUGCCGUACCUGUGUAG
Molecule: messenger RNA, 4086 nt
Organism: Trametes versicolor FP-101664 SS1
Lineage: Eukaryota; Fungi; Basidiomycota; Agaricomycetes; Polyporales; Polyporaceae
Exons: 8
Coding region: 1-4086 (1361 amino acids)
Source: RefSeq, a predicted model, not a curated record